CGGUGGUUGUCGAGUGAACGCACGCUCGCUGCGACCCGCGUCAUAUACGCACGCGGAUUCGCGAUCGUUCUUUUUAGUGGAAAUUAUAGAAAAUUAAUAAAUUUAAUUGAUAAAUAGAGUAUGUAAAAUUUCCUGACAAAUUGUUAUCUCUAUAAAAAGUACAGACAAUUGUGAAGUGACAACUUUUUUGCAGUGCGCGCAAACACUCUCAGCGCGUAUUUGAAUGAGUCUUGUUCAAUAACGUGGACUAACAAUCAUACAGUGAAAGUUUGUUAUAAUUUUCUUCGAGUAGACAAAAGAAUUGCAACAAUGGACCACCUGUUCCGGCAACGGAGGCUUAGUGUGCCAAAAAGAACUAGCGAACUAAUAGCACUUGUAGCAGUAUCGUGUACACUCUUCUUAUUCCUGCACACCAGGGACUUGAACACAAAACUUCGACGCAUUCAAGGGAAGCUGAAUGAUGACGUCACCGCUUUUAACCAUCUCACAGAUCGGAUUCAGACAGAUCGCACAGAACAUGCAUACGCGUCGGCUCAGGAGUACAAAGAGGCGCUCGAGGCUCUGCGCAGGAACACCGGCGUUGAACGGAGUAAACCACAAAGAACUCUGGAAUCAGAGAUAGUGAGAUCAGAUGAAGCAUUGCAGGAAAUAACGGAAGAAAUCCUUCCCGAUCCAUGGGAGUUGAAUAACACGGCUCGAGCUGAUGUUGAGGUGCUAUUCUUCAAUAGGGUACCUAAAGUGGGCAGUCAAACCUUCAUGGAGCUCCUGAGGCGCCUCGCUAUAAGGAAUCAGUUUGGCUUCCACCGAGACACAGUACAGCGUGUAGAGACCAUUCGACUGGCGCCAGCAGACCAGCAGGUCCUCGCCACCUUGGUGUCCGCAUACAGUCCACCGGCUUCUUACGCCAAGCACGUGUGCUAUACGAACUUCACACGGUUUGGACUACCAUCACCAAUUUAUAUAAACGUAGUCCGCGAUCCUGUGGAACGUGUUAUCUCAUGGUAUUACUACGUGAGGGCUCCCUGGUAUUAUGUGGAGAGGAAAAGGGUGUUCCCAGACUUGCCUUUACCCGACCCUGCGUGGCUUAGAAAGGACUUCGAAACCUGUGUGCUAAGCGGUGACCGUGAAUGUCGCUACAUAGAAGGAGAGACCCACGAAGGUAUCGGAGACCAUCGACGACAGACCCUGUUCUUCUGUGGACAUGAGCCACAAUGCACGCCCUUCAAUACAGUGGAAGCUCUACAAAGGGCGAAACGUGUGGUGGAACAACAAUAUGCAGUCGUGGGUGUGCUCGAAGACAUGAACUCAACUCUACUGGCCCUCGAGCGAUACAUCCCUAAGUUCUUUAGAGGCGCGUGGCGGAUGUAUUGGGAGGAACUCCAUACAUUCAACCAAAUAAACCGCAACUCAUUCAAGCCGCCUGUCUCCGAGGAAGUGAAAAAUAUCGUCCGAGCUAAUUUCACACGAGAAAUUGAAUUUUACGAGUUCUGCAAGCAAAGGCUUCACAUGCAACUCAAAGCGCUAAGAGAUCCCACCAUUACCCUACCCUCGGCUCCUACGUCCAGUUUCGGGAGACGACAUUUGUACGACAGAUUAUAAAUAUUUUGUUUUAUCUGUGCUUUACUUCACCCAGUCACGACUCUGUUUAGUCUUUCAUUAGAUACAGCAUUAUGUACCUAUAGAUCUUUAUCCAAGUUUUAUCAUAAUUUGAAGUUCAAAAUAACGAUUUUGUAUAUGUAUUCUUUUGUAUAAUAAGGUCUGAAUUGUUAAGUUUAGAAAGUCUUUAAAAGUCUAUAAGUAUCCGAAUUUUGAAUUUCCACUAUAUAUAGCGACUAAUUAAUUUAUGUGGCUAAUUGUAUAUGAGAUAGUGAUGUCUUUUAAUUACUUAGGUAAAUGAAAAUGAAAUUUGUUCCUCAAUUUGAUUUAAAAGUUAAAGUUCUAGUUGUUGUCCAAAAGUAAUUAAAGAUUGUUAUAGAUAUAAUAAAUACCAAAUUCCUAUCUAUUAAAUUUGAGUAGAAAAUUGUAUUUUAAAUACAGACAUAUGAUAUUUAUGUAUCAAUAUAUUUUGUUAAAUAUUCAAAGCUUAGCAUGCUGUUGGAAUAAAUUCAUAUUAAAAGUGAAACGGUACUACGACCUCGUAGCAUUUUAAUUUUUAUUAUUUUUAAUAUUUUUUACGUCCUCUAUAUUAUCUAUGUUGUAAUAUAGUAAUAGCGAGACUAAAAUUAUGCUUUCUUAAAGCUAUAACUGGCACUUGGCAAUAUAAUUUUAGUAAAAUUUGAUUAAGGAAAUCUAAAUUAUGACUAAAUAUGAUUGUAAAUAUUAAUUUUAAGUUGUGAUAUAUUUAAGCGUGUGUUGUCAUCAUCUAACUAAAACAUUAGAUGAUAUAAAAAAAAAACACUAAACAUAACUUUUACAAAAGACGAAACAGUCGAGUUACGUAUCAUAAUUGUUUUAAUAUUAAUUGUAGCUAUUUAUUAAAUUGUUUAACUGAAUAUGUUGACUGAAUUCUCAAAAUCACAAAUUUCUUUUCUAUGACUGUUCAAUAUUUAUAUUCUGUAUUUAUCGUCCAAUAAUUGUGAUAUGUUUAGUCUGUUAAUUAUAUAAAAUAAGCUUUACGUAAAUAAUAAAGGAUUUACAAGUA
Messenger RNA from Colias croceus (clouded yellow), 2641 nucleotides. It is a transcript of the gene pip, whose product is annotated as heparan sulfate 2-O-sulfotransferase pipe. Bases 310 to 1599 code for a protein of 429 amino acids. The transcript is spliced from 10 exons. NCBI's taxonomy places the organism in Eukaryota, Metazoa, Arthropoda, Insecta, Lepidoptera, Pieridae. Gene Ontology annotation, cellular component: membrane. The record is from RefSeq and is a predicted model, not a curated record. Gene Ontology annotation, molecular function: sulfotransferase activity.